This is a messenger RNA of Rotaria sp. Silwood2, 717 nucleotides long. NCBI's taxonomy places the organism in Eukaryota, Metazoa, Rotifera, Eurotatoria, Philodinida, Philodinidae. The record is from the annotation of a GenBank genome assembly.
AUGUCCAAAUCACCUUUUUAUUCAAUUCUUCUUCCAACUUAUAAUGAACGAGAAAAUUUACCAGUUGUUGUUGCUUUAAUUGAAGAAUAUUUAAAUGAUACACCACAUGAAAUAAUUAUUAUUGAUGAUAAUUCACCUGAUGGUACACAACAAGUUGCUAUUGAAUUACAACAUCAAUUAGGUCCAGAACGAAUUAUUCUUAAACCACGUUCAGGUAAAUUAGGUUUAGGUUCAGCUUAUAUUCAUGGUUCACAAUAUGCACGUGGAGAUUUUAUUAUUAUUAUGGAUGUUGAUUUAUCACAUCAUCCACGUUAUAUUCCAUCAUUUAUUGAAAAACAACGUGAAGGAAAUUAUGAUAUUGUAACAGGUAGUCGUUAUUUACCUGGUGGUGGUGUUGCUGGAUGGAAUCUUAAGCGUAAAAUAAUAUCAUGUGGAGCUAAUUACUUAACACAACUUCUACUUCGUCCACCAAUAUCUGAUGUAACUGGUUCAUUUCGUUUAUAUCGUAAAUCUAUAUUUGAUCAAUUAAUAAGUCAAUGUACGUCAAAAGGAUAUGUUUUUCAAAUGGAAAUGAUUGUACGAGCUGUUAAAGCUAAAUUACGUAUUGCGCAAAUACCGAUUAUAUUUGUUGAUCGACUUUAUGGUGAAUCAAAAUUAGGUGGACAAGAAGUUGUUCUAUUUGCUAAAGGUGUACUUCAAUUAACUUUUCUUGAAUAG